Messenger RNA from Echinops telfairi (small Madagascar hedgehog), 2546 nucleotides. It is a transcript of the gene STK38, whose product is annotated as serine/threonine kinase 38. NCBI's taxonomy places the organism in Eukaryota, Metazoa, Chordata, Mammalia, Afrosoricida, Tenrecidae. The record is from RefSeq and is a predicted model, not a curated record. Gene Ontology annotation, molecular function: ATP binding; protein serine/threonine kinase activity. The transcript has 14 exons. Bases 245 to 1642 code for a protein of 465 amino acids. Gene Ontology annotation, biological process: peptidyl-serine phosphorylation; intracellular signal transduction.
CACUGGGCGGGCUGGCUGGGCCCCUCAGCCUUGCCGUCUUUCCCGGCCGUUGAGGCGCUUCCUGUUGUCCACGCUCGUCACCGUCCCACGGCCCCUACCUCAGAGCCGCUCGCGGGUCCCCUCCCCUGGCCUGACCGGCGGCGGCUGCCUCUGCGGCUUCUGUGCGUUCACACGUCGAGACCGUUGGCGGGGCCCGCGUCUGGGCUGCCCGCUGCCCGUAGCCCUGCCUCCCCGGGGCUCUGCCAUGGCCAUGACAGGCUCUGCGCCUUGCUCGUCCAUGAGUAACCACACAAAGGAGAGGGUGACCAUGACCAAAGUGACACUGGAGAAUUUUUAUAGCAACCUUAUCGCUCAGCAUGAAGAACGAGAAAUGAGACAAAAGAAGCUAGAAAAAGUGAUGGAAGAAGAAGGCUUAAAAGAUGAAGAGAAACGACUUAGGCGGUCAGCACAUGCUCGGAAGGAAACAGAGUUUCUUCGUUUGAAGAGAACGCGACUUGGACUGGAAGAUUUUGAGUCCUUAAAAGUAAUAGGCAGAGGAGCGUUUGGUGAGGUGCGGCUUGUUCAGAAGAAGGAUACGGGGCAUGUGUAUGCCAUGAAGAUACUCCGUAAAGCAGACAUGCUUGAGAAAGAGCAGGUCGGCCACAUUCGUGCGGAGCGUGACAUUCUAGUGGAGGCAGACAGUUUGUGGGUUGUGAAAAUGUUCUAUAGUUUUCAGGAUAAGCUAAACCUCUACCUAAUCAUGGAGUUCCUGCCUGGAGGGGACAUGAUGACCUUAUUGAUGAAAAAAGACACUCUGACUGAAGAGGAAACUCAGUUUUAUAUAGCAGAAACAGUAUUAGCCAUAGACUCCAUUCACCAGCUUGGAUUCAUCCACAGAGACAUCAAACCAGACAAUCUUCUCCUGGACAGCAAGGGCCACGUGAAACUUUCCGACUUUGGCCUUUGCACAGGACUGAAAAAAGCACAUAGGACAGAAUUUUAUAGGAAUCUGAACCACAGCCUCCCCAGCGAUUUCACGUUCCAGAACAUGAACUCCAAGAGAAAAGCAGAAACCUGGAAAAGGAACAGACGUCAGCUGGCCUUCUCCACAGUAGGCACUCCUGACUACAUUGCUCCCGAGGUGUUCAUGCAGACCGGGUACAACAAGCUCUGCGACUGGUGGUCGCUGGGGGUGAUCAUGUACGAGAUGCUUAUUGGCUACCCACCUUUCUGCUCCGAGACCCCUCAGGAGACCUAUAAGAAGGUGAUGAACUGGAAAGAAACUCUGAGUUUCCCCCCAGAAGUUCCCAUCUCUGAGAAAGCCAAGGAUCUAAUUUUGAGAUUCUGCUGUGAGUGGGAACAUAGAAUCGGAGCCCCUGGAGUUGAGGAAAUCAAAAGUAACUCUUUUUUUGAAGGUGUUGACUGGGAACAUAUCAGAGAAAGACCUGCUGCAAUAUCGAUUGAAAUCAAAAGCAUUGACGAUACUUCAAACUUCGAUGAGUUUCCAGAAUCUGAUAUUCUGAAGCCAACAGCAACCACGAGCAGCCACCCCGAGACUGACUACAAGAACAAAGACUGGGUCUUCGUCAAUUACACCUACAAGCGCUUUGAAGGCCUGACGGCUCGCGGGGCAAUACCAUCCUACAUGAAAGCUCCCAAAUAGCCGCCUCGGCAUGCCAUCCAGCCCAAGCAGAGGCCUUCGUACGACGUCACCGCUCCCCUUCGACGUGAACACCCCUUUGAAAGAGCUUCCCAGAAGUUGUGUGGACCGCGCUGGUUGUCCAUCAAGUCUGCUGACAGGUGUCUGUAAGUGGACCCUCUUCCUACGAGGCGUCUGGAAACAUCCAGGACAAAUCCGACGGUUCCUGCCCACCUGCCAAACAAGCUCUCCUGCUUCUGGGGGAGCCUCAUGAGCCCACUCGCCACAGGUCCACGGCAGGACAAGAACCGAACUGGCGUGUCUCGGAGUCUGUCCGGUGAAGGGGAAAUGGCCAUCUCCCAGCGUGACUGGGAUGGUGAGGGAUGCGUACACACCAAGUAUAGCCACUUCCUUUGGUUGGUGACAUGUUAUGUGCCAAGCCCACCAAGUAUUUUUAAUAUAUAUAUGAGAUAGCUCAAGUCCCAUCGUACUGUGGAAAUAAAGCAAUAAUGAAAGCCUUCUCGGCCAGCAUUCUGGCUGAAGGAAGGACCCUCUCCCUCCUCAAAAUCCACUGAGGGGGUGGCGUGUGGGAGGGGGAGUUAUGGCCCCAUACCUCGGCCUCAAGACGAGUGGCUCUUUUUAUAGCCUCUAUUCAUGGUGCACUUUAUUUAUGGUACUACGAUAAAGACCCUCAAUCCACUCAUUUAUCUGCCCCCAAAAAUACUACUGCUGUCCCUCUGAAUGUUGAUGGAGGGAGACCAGCUUGAGCCCUGGUUGCUCUCAAAGGCCCAGAAGGCCACUGGGUAUUGCCAAGGCGUCCUGGAGCAGGUGGAGAACUGUAAGGACUUAACGGCUGCAUCAGAAAGCCCCCAGGGGCUGGGCGGUGGGUGGUGACUGGACCAGAAGUCCCUGCUUGUGCUGCCAAGAA